CUCUAGGCGAACCCAAACGGGACGCCGGGCUAACAUUUUGAGCAUUCACACCCGAAAAGACACAGGGGUAUCACAUGGUUCCUGCACCGUCUGAAUCCACACCGGUCCAGCUUUGAGGUGGUACCGCUUUCGCUCGCGUCCGCGUAGGCUAAAUAAACGCAAAAAUUGUGAUUGUAAAAUAACAGAUUUCGCUUAUCAUGAGAGGUAAAAGAGGCAGGCCGCCCAAAUCGCUACAAGCCGAGGAGCCGUCCCCAGCUACGUCCCGGGGCUUGCGACCCAGGAGGAAUCUGAAGCCCAGGUUGCGAGACAGCGGGGAUGAGGAGAGCCCCACAAGGGAGACCACCAAGUCGGCCAGAAAGAAGAGAGGGGGAUCCGGCACGUCAACACGGGGCAGGGGACGAGGUAGAGGUGGCGGCGGCGGCGGCGGCGGCAGAGGAGGCAGAGGGGGUCGCGGAGGAAGGCGGACGGCUGCGUCCAAAACAGUGGUGUACGACGACCACGAGAGUGAGGAGGAGGACGAUGCUGUCAGUUUGAGGUCGGACGAGGACGAGUUUAUUGAGGAGGAACCUCAGUCCGAAGAGGAUGAGGCCCUCAAAGAGGAUUCCGAUUGCCUUGAAGAUGAUGUGCUGGACGAGGAGGAGGAGGAGGAGGAUGAUGCCAGCUACUGUACAGAGAGUAGCUUUCGGAGUCAGAGCACACACGCCAGCACUCCGGGGAAGAAGAAACUACGGGCUCCCCGACCUCGCACUCCCAUUCUGGAGGAGAAGGAGAUUCCUCCUCUUGAGCUUCCUGACUCCUCUGAGGAUCUCCUGGUGCCUAACGAGGAGCUGCUUAAUGCCACCUCCAUCUAUGAGGUGCUACGGAACUUCAGCACAGUGCUGCGUCUCUCUCCCUUCCGCUUUGAGGACUUUUGUGCAGCACUGGUAGGCCAGGAGCAGUGCACUUUAAUAGCAGAGACCCAUAUUUCCCUUUUGAAGGCCAUCCUACGUGAGGAGGACUCCUCCAACACUACCUUUGGCCCUGCUGACCUCAAGGACAGUGUCAAUUCCACUCUGUACUUUAUUGACGGCAUGACGUGGCCUGAGGUGUUGCGGGCGUAUUGUGAGAGCGACCGGGAGUACCAUCACGUCCUUCAGUAUCAGGAGGCGGAUGAUUAUCCCUACGGUCCUCUUGAAAGUAAGAUCAAGGUGCUGCAGUUCUUGGUGGACCAGUUUCUCACCACCAACAUCGCCCGCGAGGAGCUGAUGUCUGAUGGCAGCAUGCAGUAUGACGAUCACUGCCGUGUGUGUCAUCGCCUGGGUGACCUGCUGUGCUGUGAGACCUGCUCAGCGGUUUACCACCUGGAGUGUGUGAAACCACCACUGGAGGAGGUUCCAGAGGACGAGUGGCAGUGUGAGAUUUGUGUGGCACACAAGGUGCCUGGUGUUACAGACUGUGUAACGGAGGCGCAGAAGAACAGGCCCUACAUCCGCCAGGAACCCAUUGGAUAUGACCGGCACCAGAGGAAAUACUGGUUCCUGAACAGAAGGAUUAUUAUUGAAGAGGACGGGGACCAAAAGAAGAAAAAGAUCUGGUACUACAGCACCAAGGCGCAGCUGGAGGAGCUCAUGGAGUGCCUGGAUAAGGAGUACUGGGAGAUGGACCUGCACGCCACUCUGGAGGAGAUGAAGGAGGAAGUGCAAGCUCACAUGGACAUCACAGAGGACCUUACCAACAAAGCCCGCGGAAACAAUAAAGCCUACCUCACUGCUGUCAACGAGGUGAUCAUGGAGCAUUUGAAGGUCAGGCGGGAGGCACAGGAAGCAAAGGGGCGAGCGGAGGAGACAAAGCAGGAAGCAGAAACGGGGUCCGUUAAAACAGCAGAGGAUGCAGCCGAGUUCACCCCGCAGCUCGACGGCAGAGAGCACAAAGACGCCGAGCCCAAGGAUGACACUAGUUCUCAAGCAGCCUCGGCUCCCACUACUGCAGAGGAGAGCUGCGUGUCUGAUCCUAACCCCAGCCCAGACUCCCAGGACUCAGCUGUGCCUAAAACAGAAUCCCUUGAAUCAAACGAGGAAACGGAGCCCGCUCCCUCUGGGAGCCCGGAGAGUGGGGAGUCCCCUCCAGUGUUAAAGCAGGGAAGGACAGUUGAGGAUGUGAAAGCAGAGUCCAGCAGUGAAGUCGUGAACCCUGACGACCCCCAGGCACAAACCCAAGAUCAGCCACAGCAGCAGGCGUCUCAGCCAGAGGCGGGUGCUGGCAGCAGCGAGGUUUCUGGAUCUGGGAGCAUCAGGAAGCCAGACCUGCCUGACCUGGCUGAUCGGUCCUCUCAGUCCUCUUUUACUAGCCAGGAUGGAACAGAGGAAUAUAACGAAAGGGUCAAGAGUGAUGCAACAAGAGCACCAGGACAGGAACUGAAUAACCAAACGCCCAGAGGCAGCAAAGAGUCAUCCCCCGUUCACUCCGAUGGCGAAUCGUCGCGACUCACCUUCUUGAAGAGGGACCUGACAGUGAAUCUGAACAGCUUGUUCAAGCUGGGUCAGGAGGGUAAAUACAGGGUCUACCACAACCAGUACAGCACCAACGUCCUGGCCCUGAACAAACAUCAGCACCGUGAGGACCACGACAAGAGACGCCACCUGUCCCACAAGUUCAGCCUGACCACCGCAUCGGAGUUCAAAUGGAACGGCUCUAUCUAUGGUUCGCGGAGCCUGACGGUGUCCACUCUGCGCCUCACCAUCAUCCAGUUGGAAACCAGUGUUCCUGGACCAUUUAUGCAUCCUAACUGGGCAUCGCACAGGACCAACUGGAACAAAGCGGUGCAGAUGUGCAGCAAGGCCAGGGAAUUUGCUUUGGCCUUGGCCAUAUUGGAGUGUGCCAUCAAACCAGUGGUCAUGCUGCCUGUGUGGAAGGAUUCUCUUGGACACACAAGGCUACAUCGCAUGACCUCCAUGGAGCGGGAGGAGAAGGAGAAGGUGAAGAAGCGAGAGAAAAAACUGGAGGAUGAGGAGACUCUGCAGCAGGCCACCUGGGUGAAGUACACCAUCCCCAUCAAACACCAGGUGUGGAAGCAGAAGGGGGAGGAGUACAGAGUGACGGGCUACGGUGGCUGGAGCUGGGUCAGUAAGACCCAUGUGCCACGUUUUUUUCCAAAGCUACCGGGAAACACAAACGUAAACUACCGCAAAGAACUGGAGGCUAAAAUGAAUAAGGAAAAUGCAGCAGUUUGCACAAAUAACCAGAAGAAGUUAAUGGAAACUGAGAAGCAGAAGACAGCUGAUGAGGACAAGGAGCAAACGUCAGCUCAGAGCACUUCAUCGGAGGAGGACUGCAAACCUCAGAACUCCAGAGAGGAAGAAAAACCUGCAAGCAAGGAGGAGGGGAAAAAUAUGGAAGAGGAGAGAGAAGAUGACAAAAUGCAGGUUGACCCAUGUCCAGAAACUCUUGCUUCAAGUGAAGAAAAAGAUAAAGUUGACAACAAAGCCCCUUCCUCGUCUGUAACUGUGGAGCCUGUAAGGGAAGAACUGGUUCAGAAUGUCGAACAACCCAAGAAGGAGGAGGCCGCUGCAUCAAAGACCUACUAUGAUGUUGUGAAUGUCAGCGAGGGCUUCCAGCUGCGCACGGCUUAUAAGAAGAAGGUAAAGCCUUCCAAACUGGACGGGCUGUUGGAGCGGCGGGUAAAACAGUUCACCUUGGAGGAGAAACAGAGGCUAGAGCGGGUGAGACAGGCGGCCCUGCUGUCCAAAACGGCAGCCAUGAAGCCUAAUUCAGGGGUUAAGACCGAAGGAUCCAUGUUAGGCAAACAGCAGCCUGCCGUGACCCCGUGUGUUAAAGCAGAAGAGAAGGAGGAGAGUUUACAGGUGAAAGACCACGUGGUUAAAAAGCUUGACUUUGAGCACGAGCAGACGGACGUGAAAACAGACAAUUUGGAUGUCAAACCAGACUCCACAGCAACCAACCACAGUAAACAGACAGAGGUGAAUGCUGUACAGGGGAACGGUGGCGAGGCCUUAACCCAUAAAGAGGUGAAUGGAGGACCCUUAGCAAACGCUGAGCUCAGCAGUAAAAACAACUGUAUAUCAGAGGCAAUAGAGAGCAAAGAAAAAACACAGAAGCCAGAGGUGGCUCGAGUGGGAGAGAACGCUAAAAAACGUGGCUAUGAGGAGAUGGAGCAAGGCAGCGGACAGAGUGACACAGAGAGCAUGGAGGUGGACCAGAGCAGGAGCAGUCCGGUGCAGGUCAAUGGGAAAACUGUGGACACUGCAUCUGCAGACUCAAACAUCAACUCAGACCCGGCCAGUCGAGUCCAAGGUGACACCAAAGAGCCUGUCAAGUCUCUGAUGAACGGUGACCUCUCGCAAAAUGAUGUCUCCGACAGGUGUCAUCCGCCUCCCCUGAAAGUCCCAAAAUUAGAGAACCAUGUGGCGGAGAAAGGAGACGCUCUCAAUAAGAAUGAGGACGCUGCCAUGGACAGUAAGGGGACAAUACCUGCUAAGCUUCCAUCCUCAAGCCCUUCGUGUGUGAAUAGUAAUAGCACCGACAGUUGCAGUAUUAGCAACGCUUUGAAGACUUCUGUCACCACUAACGCCACCACAGAGUCUCAGAACGUCCCAGCAGCUGACAUGUCCAGCAGCAUUAGUAAGCCCGGUGUAACGUCCCAAGCCUCCUCUGUUACCACUUCUACCACCGCACAGUCCAGCUCCCUUGCACCCGGGGCAGUUCUCUCCCAGAAGACCAAACUUCCAGUCCCCGACACCAAGAUGGGCGUCUCUGGUUCAACAACAGCGGGCUCCAUGACGAUCAGCAAAGAGUACUCCACCAGAGACCGAGUCAGCCUUCUGAGGUUCUCCAAAUCCAAGAAGGCGCGCUCAGGCACCGCCCUGCCAUCCUACCGUAAAUUUGUUACCAAGAGCAGCAAGAAGAGCAUCUUCGUCCUGCCGAACGAUGACCUGAAGAGGCUCGCAAGGAGAGCAGGCAUCAGGGAGGUGCCCAUCUUCAACUACAACGCCAAGCCAGCCCUGGAUGUAUGGCCCUACCCUUCACCUCGGCCCACCUUUGGGAUCACAUGGAGGUACCGCCUCCAGACCGUGAGGUCGCUGGCAGGGGUCAGCCUGAUGCUGAGGCUGCUGUGGGCCUGCCUGAGGUGGGACGACAUGGCUGUUAAGCCCUCCGCUGCUGUAGGGACCACUCGGAAAGAAACCACGGACACGGACAUCACCACAACAGAGAUUAUAAAACGAAGAGACGUGGGGCCGUACGGCAUCCGCUCAGAGUACUGCAUCAGGAAGAUCAUUUGUCCCCUGGGAAACAGAGACACUCCCAAAGAAACCCCCACUCCACAGAGGAAAGGCCUGCGCUCGAGCGCCUUGAGGCCCAAGAAGCAGGAGCCAGCCAAACUGACGGGGCCCAUCGCUGUGGAGACAUGGGUCCCUGAAGAGGACCUGGAGCUGUGGGAGAUCAGGGCCUUUGCAGAGAGGGUGGAGAGGGAGAAGUCACAGGGCGUCGAUCCCUCCAAGACUGGCAGUAGUCUGAAGACAGCAGAGGAUGUUAAAGCCCAUUUGGAGAAUCAGCUGAAACAGGCCAGACUAGCUGCUCAGCAGAAACGCCUGGAGCAGCAGAGACCGAACACAACCGCCACCACUUCCACAACAACAGCCACCACCACCUCAGCCAGUACCCCCAGCACCCCAGCACCCAUGGGCCAGAGGACGGGUCAGGUCACGUCCGGAACCAAGAUGGUCCUCGCCUCCAAAUUGGGCUCUCCAGUCUCCUUCCAGCAAGACAAGAACUUCCACCAGUCUUUUGCCUCCUGGGUCAAGCAGGGUCAGACCAACAACAGCACAGGUGUAGUCCAGCAGAAAGUCCUAGGCAUUUUCCCCUCUGGGCCUCCUGCGAACCUUAGGACAUACAGCACACUACAUCCUACGACUGGCAACAUCAACCUCAGAGCCACCACCUCUGGCUCAACUACGCAGCAACAGGCCACUACAGCAGGAGGUCCAACACAGCCUGGCACUACAAUGAGCCAGCCAACUACCCUGUCUACCUCUGUGGGCACAACAAUGGUCCGAAGUCCAGCGUUGGCUCAACAAGGUCAACCUCAGCAGGCUGUGACCCAGAUGGGCCGUGGCCAGCCUGCAGCUACAGCUGUGCCCGGUUCUACACCAGUGCAGACGGCAGCCGCUCAGAGAGCAGCAGGUCCUGCGCCAUCACCUCGUGCAGCCACCACGGCUCCUGGACAGCCCCCUGCAGCUCCCGCCCAGGCCAACAGACCACAGCAGGGUCAAGUCAAACUCACUAUGGCACAGCUCAUGCAACUAACACAGGGCGCUCAGGGUGGAAACCCAGGUCUGACAGUGGUGAUCCAGGGUCAGGGCCAGACCCAGGGCCAGCUGCAAAUCAUCCCACAGGGCGUAACAAUCAUCCCAGGCCCUGGUCAGCAGCUGAUGCAGGCAGCCAUGCCUAAUGGCCAGGUCCAGCGCUUCCUCUUCACUCCCAUGCCCCCAUCCUCACCAGCUUCAACUUCAACACCCACUGCUGCUACUGCUACACCUACAAAGCCUGCUGUACCUCAGACCCUUCAAACCCAAACCUCAACUCCAGCUCAAGCCAGAACCACCGCACAAGUCCAGACGACUCCCUCGGCCUUAGCCCAAACACAAAUGGCAGCCCCCAUACCUGCCCCAACACAAUUGCCAAGCUUGGCUCCGAUCCCAGCCUCGCUCCCCGUGCAAACACAAGUCGCAGCCCCUGUACCUGCUCCAGCACAAGCUGCAGCCCAGACCCCAGUGCAAACACAAGCUUCAGUCGCUACCCCGUCAUCCAUCCCUGCACAUUCGCAGAUAACCAGUCCUGUGCCUGCCCUGCCACAAGCUGCAGCCCAGGCCUCCACACAACCCCAUGUGGCAGGAUCUGUGCAUGCCCCGGCACAAAAUGCAGUCCCAUCUAUGAUUCAGACAGUCUUCACCUCAGCCACAGCCCCUGCUCAAAACCAAACAGGUGUCCCAGCCACGGUCCAAACCCAAGCCUCCGCCAUCACCCCAGCCUCAGUCCCUACACCAACCCAAACUGCAGUGUCGCUGCCUGUCCCGGGACAAGUUGCACCCCUGUCCCAGGUCCAGGCACAUGCCCUCAGCUCUUCCCCAGUCUUAACCUCAGCCCCUGUCCAGAUGCAUGUUAAUGCCUCUUCUGCAGCACCUGUCUCAGUCAAAGCUGCCCAAGUUGCUGCCACAGUAGCAGCUACCAACUCGGCCCAAAUGCAAGCCUCUGCCUCUCUUCCCUCUGCUGUGCCAGUUCCAACCCCUGCUCUCGCCCCCGUCUCUGCUCCUGUCAUAGGCGUCGUGUCCACCCAAAUUGCUGUCCCGUCCCCAGCCAAAGCUCUCACCCAAAUCCAAGUCACGGCUCCGGGUCCCCUACACGCUGCUGUGGCCAGUGCUGUUGUCACACCAGUCACAGCCACCUCUACGACACCUUCAGUGCCAGCUCUGACAGAGCAGAGGGCAGCUCAGCCUCAGCCCUGGACUCCAGCCGCAUCUCAAGCCCAGACUCCAGUUCAGCCAGCUCAUCAGGCUGCCGCUCCGGUUCAGGCACCCGUCCUGGCCACUGUACCUGCCUCUGCCCCUUCAUCGGUCUCCACGCAUUCACCUGUUACCCCUCUGCCUCAAGCAUCUCUUACUCCUCAGUCUCAAGCACAAGCGCAGCACCCUACAGUUGUAUCCAUGCAGCAGGUGUCUCAAAUGCCAGUCUCAGCGGUGCAGGUUCAUAUGAAGGGAUUACCAGUGUCUUCUGUUGUGACUACCGUGAGACCCUCCCAGCCUCAGCUCCAGCCCCAAACCAGUGCUCAGCUACAACCCCAGCCCCAAGCCCAUAUCCAUGCACCGAUUCAGGUCCAGGCCUUUGGCCAAGUCCAGCAGAUCCCACACAUUCAAGCACAAGCCCAAAUCCAACCCCAGGUCCGAGUUCAGUUUCAGCCCCGGGCACCCCAAGUACAGCCUCUUACUCAAAUCCAACCUCAGGUGCAGUUUCAGCCCCAAAACCAAACCUUGCCCCAGGUACAGGCCCCAGCCCAGGCCCAGCUCCAGUCAAGGGUCCAACCUCAGUACCACCCCCAGGUACAAGCUUCAUUUCAAACACAAACCCAGCCCCAGGCUCAGCAACAGCCUCAGGUCCAACCUCAGCCCCAGGUUCAUUCGCAGCCUCAGGUUCAGUCUCAGGCCCAAACCCAGCUCCAUCCCCAGGUUCAGAUCCAGUUCCAGCAACAGAGCCAGAUUCAACCUCAGGCACCGCAGCAGCCCCAGGUCCAAACUCAAGUCCAAACCCAGCCCCAGUUUCAAGUCCAAUCACCGCAGCAAACACAGGUCCAGCAACAGCUUCAGAUCCAAGCGCAACCCCAAGUCCAAACUAAGCUCCAAGUCCAGUUCCAGCCUCAGAACCAAAAUCAAGUUCAAACACAGCCUCAGCUUCAGGUCCAGUCUCCAAUCAGGCAUCAGCUCAUCACUGUUCCCGGCCUGCAACAGCCAGUCCAGCUUCUCUCAGCCCUUCCACCCCACGUUGCUGCCCAAAUCCAAGCCCAGAUCCAGGCACAGGCACAGCAGCAGGGAGGCACAGUCCCACAGCAGAUCAAACUGCAGCUGCCUAUCCAGAUCCAGCAGACAGGGGGGCAGAUUCAGGCCCACCAGAUCCAGAACAUGGUGACCAUACAGGCACCAGCAAGCGUCCAGGAGCAGCUUCAGAGGAUGCAGCAACAGCAACAACAGCAGCAACAACAACAGCAGCAACAGCAACAACCACCACCGCCAAAGAAGAAGAAACACCACGAGGCCAAAAGGGAACAGAAGGAGCAGAAUGUGCAGGCUGUUAACCCCGGGGACGGCAUUCACAAACAGGUGGUAGCUAAGCAGAAUGCUACAGCAGAGCAGCUGAAACAGAGGAAGACCCUGGCUGCAGCGGAGCGAGAGGAGAACCAGAGAAUGAUUGUGUGCAACCAGGUGAUGAAGUUCAUUCUCGACAAGAUUGAGAAGGACGAGAAGCAGGCAGCUAAGAAGAGGAAAAAGGAGGAGGUGGUGGAGCAGAAGCGCUCCAAGCAGAACGCGACCAAGCUGACCGCACUGCUGUACAAGCACAAAGAACAGCUGAAGGCUGAGAUCCUGAAGAAGAGGGCCCUGCUGGACAAGGAGCUGCAGCUGCAAGUACAGGAGGAGCUGAGGCGGGACAUUGCCAGGCUACAGAAAGAAAAGGAGAAAGCCAGAGCUGCUAUCACCCAAGCUGCUGCAGCGACCGUCAAGGCGGCCUCUUCCCACUCCUCCCACUCUUCACAUUCCUCUCACAGCACCCACACAGUGACCUCACCUUCCUCAUCCCACAAACGCAAGAGGGAAGAGGACAGAGACAAAGACAGAAACAGAGAUAGGGACAGGCAUCACGACAAGGACAAGAAACGGGAAAGGGACAAGGACAGAGACCGGCACAGAGACAGAGAAAAAGACAGAGACCGGGAUCGAGACAGGGAGAGGGAGAAAAACCGAGAGCGGGACAAACAUCGGGACAGGGACAGAGAAAAGGACAGAGAUAGGGACAGAGACAAGGACAGAGAUUCCAGCUCUUCAAAACACAAGAAGAAGAAGAAGAAGCUCUCUUCUACCUCAAAGGAUCACAAGAAGGACACCAAACUGUACUGUAUUUGCAAAACACCCUACGACGAGUCCAAGUUUUACAUAGGGUGCGACCUGUGCUCCAACUGGUUUCAUGGCGCGUGUGUUGGCAUCACAGAGAAGGAGGCCAAGAAGCUGGAGGACUUCGUGUGCAAUGACUGUAAACGUGGCCAGGAAGGAGGAAGCAACGAGGAGCUAUACUGCAUCUGCCGGACGCCAUAUGACGAAUCACAGUUUUACAUAGGCUGUGACCGCUGUCAGAACUGGUACCACGGCCGCUGUGUGGGCAUCCUGCAGAGCGAGGCCAAUCACAUCGACACAUACGUGUGCCCGCAGUGUCAGUCGACGGAAGACGCCAUGACGGUCCUCACGCCGCUCACUGACAAAGACUACGAGGGGUUGAGAAGAAUAUUGCGCUCUUUACAGUCUCACAAAAUGGCGUGGCCUUUCCUUGAACCGGUGGAUCCCCACGAUGCACCUGAUUAUUAUCGCGUGAUCAAGGAGCCAAUGGACUUCUCCACCAUGGAAACCCGUUUGCAGAAGCGACAUUACCACAAGCUCACAGAGUUCGUGGCCGACGUGACCAAAAUCUUCGACAACUGCCGCUAUUACAACCCCAACGACACUCCCUUCUUUCAGUGUGCCGAGGUGCUGGAAGCCUUCUUUGUACAGAAGCUCAAAGGUUUCAAAGCGAGCAGAUUGUCAGAUUCUUAAGUGGGCCAGUCUAGCUGGAGUCUGGACUGGAUGCUGGGGGUUUCUUGUAAUAAUGACACGGAAACGUUCUGUUUCCCAAAAAAACAAAAAAAAUCCAUCAAUAAAGAAAAAAAUAAUAAUAUUGACACAAGAACACACACUUAAACACCAAAUGUGCUUUCAUGUAAAUGUCACCAAUUUAAAGUUUUCAAUAAGCACAAAGUGGCAGCCAUGUUGACGAGUGUUAUCAUGUGAUCGAGGGAGAUGCUUUCAUCUAAUCAUGACAUUGGCCUUUUUGAACAAUCCAUCACAGUAGCUAGGCUGUUUUCAGUGAGAUUUUAAAUGCGUUUUAGUUCUUAACUUGUAUUUAUUUUUUUCUGUCAUACAUCCGAGUUGGAUUGGACUUGUUGAGAAUGUCAGCCUCUCCAGAUAUAAGAAAAUAUAAAGCUGCAUAUUUUAUUACAGAGAGAUAUUUAUGAGACGUUUUUGUAUGUUACUUCCCAUAGAGAUUGAUUACGAUGGUUGAUGAGUGUACAUACGUUUUAUCAUGUACAGUGGUUAUAAGAUAUAUCUGACUUUGUUUGUUUGGAUGUUUUAAAUAAUUAUGAAACAAACCAUUUUAGAUAGUAUUAUUUUUAGAAGACCAAAAUGCAACACGAAGAGUGAGCAAUUUGAACUCAUCUUGUUCCUCGUUUAAUAAUGUAACUUCAUUUUGUAGUUGUGGAAGCUUUCUUCAGUACUAAAGGCAUUCCCAGUAAAUUACACCAACAUGGCUGCAGGAUCCUUUGCUGACCCCUUCGCAUUGUCUGUGUCUGUUUCUUGAGAUGUCAAGACAGUAGAAAGAAAAAAACAAACUGUGUGAAGGGCUCUCAACUUUCCCCUCUCUUCACAUUCUGUAGGUCUCAUAACAACAAGCUACAGUCUUCUUCAGCCUCUUAGAAAGCAUCGCACAUUGCUCAAACGAAAUGCACUUGCCAAGAAUAUGGCUUUUCUGAACUGUAACUCUGUGACGGACUCUGCCUCUCCCCGUAUUUGGGAUCUGCCUCCUCGUUGACUGUUGGUGCAGCCAGCACUGCUGCUUUCACAGAACUGCUCAGGCAGAGCAGCCCUCUGCCCAUUUCAGCUCUAAGGGACCUUAUUGGACCUUCAUCAGUGGGGACUGUACUGAGGAGCGUUGGACAACGGAGGCAUUUCAGAAGAAAGUUUACCUCGGAGAAAAGACUCUUAAGGAGCUCUCAUAUUUCCAUGUACUUUAUUUUUUUUGAUCUCAGUCUUUUUAUUUUUAUUUUUUUCUUUCUUGUUAAAAAUCCCUCAGGCCAUCCUUGUGGUCAUCAUGUCCAAGAAAUAGGAAGCUGAAUACUGACUGUACAAUGGCUGAGUUUUACUGAGCAUAAUGUAUCAAGAGUUUUGUGUCUAAAUUCAGAUAUCAUGGUGGAACAACUUUUUUUCUCCCAUUUCCACUCAUUGUUUAGUCUGAAGUGGCAUGAAAGACAGUUGUACUAAAUAUCUGGAAAUAAAUAGUCUGCUUGGUUAAACUUCUAUAACCUACUGAAAGUAUGGUAAUAAGCUAUUGUAAAUGAAUUGCUCUGCAGUAGUGACUGACUGACUGAGAAGGAUGAAACCGUGUGAAGGUUCCUGCCCUGUUUGUAAAAAUUUGUCAGAUUUUGACUUGAUUUCUUUUUCUUUUUUUGUAUUACAGCUGAAGAAAUAUUGAUGUAUAUGGAACUUAAUAAAAUGGAAA
Molecule: messenger RNA, 12063 nt
Organism: Toxotes jaculatrix (banded archerfish)
Lineage: Eukaryota; Metazoa; Chordata; Actinopteri; Toxotidae
Gene: bptf
Product: bromodomain PHD finger transcription factor
Exons: 31
Coding region: 198-10343 (3381 amino acids)
Biological process (GO): regulation of transcription by RNA polymerase II
Cellular component (GO): NURF complex
Molecular function (GO): RNA polymerase II cis-regulatory region sequence-specific DNA binding
Source: RefSeq, a predicted model, not a curated record